Molecule: messenger RNA, 1331 nt
Organism: Ilyonectria robusta
Lineage: Eukaryota; Fungi; Ascomycota; Sordariomycetes; Hypocreales; Nectriaceae
Exons: 3
Coding region: 371-1174 (267 amino acids)
Source: RefSeq, a predicted model, not a curated record
GUGGAAUCUAAACUAUCUGAAUUAUCAAUUCAAUACAACCUCAUCCGAACUCUCUUAAAGUAUUUAAGCACAAGCAGAUUCUCUGACCCAAUCCAUUAGAGGCUAGAAGUAACCGCAAUUAUGGCAUAUCCAAUAUCUCCAGCUUCGGCUGCAGACUCUGACAGUCGGGUGCCUGAGGCAGCUGUAGUUGGCUUCGUCCGACCACUCCCCAACACGAUCACGUGCCCGACCGGUCAAGAAGCUGUUAGACACCGGCCCAGGGCUUCCAAUAGAACAUCGACAAGCUGGACAUCGGCCAGACCAAGCAUUUAACAACUUCUGCCGCCUCACUUCUUUCUCCUCAGUCUUCCAAUGCCAUCUCGGAUCCAUCAUGCACCCCCCAGCACCCGCUUUCAACGGCCCCCUGCGCCUUGCCCAGCUCUCUGAUUUGCCACGCAUCGGCGUCGUUGCUGCUGCUGGAUUUUACCAUUCGCCAUGGUUCGCGUACGAACGGCCCUACUCUUCUCAGUAUCCCUUGGACACACUGGCCAGUUACAGAAAGUCCUUCCGGAGCGCAAUUCUCGAUCCCGAUUCCGUCGUUCUCGUUGUUGAGGAUACCUUGAGCGAGACUGAGGCCGCCUCUGUCUACGCCGCUCUUUCAGGAGUAUACCCGUCUUUUGAACAGCAAAUCCCAAAACACCUCCUUAAUCAGAACAAAGCCGUUGUGGCCGUUGCUAGCUUCGCGCUUGUCCCAAACUCCAACCGCCGGGGCCAGUUCCAGCCUCAUGGGGACAACGCUGAAGCCCCCGACGAUGCCGUGUCCAACCGGGACAGAAAUAACACGGCAUUUACCAUCAUAGAGGAGGUCCUGCAUCCACAGGAGGUCGAAACCUUCAAUGGCCGCAUGGUUAUCGACAUGAUGGUCACACAUCCCGCGUACUGGCGGAGAGGCCAUGCAACCCUAAUUAUAGAAUGGUUCAUCCAUCUUGCCAGACACGAUCAGAUCGGUCUGGGGGUGACCGGUGCACCGAUGGGGAAGGCACUGUUCUCACAUUUGGGUUUCAGCGAGGCGAAGACGGUCAAGAUUCCGGGGUAUGAUGACCACAUUGGUCCUCUCUAUGCGUGGCUUGGACUCUGGGAUGUCAAGGUAGAGGAUUCUGGCCCUACAACGGACAAGACUUCUGCAGAAUUGUAAUAUGGUUGAGAAUAUGACUCAACCAUUUCCCGACCAGAAUUAGGGUGUGCUAGUCACGAAGCAAGAUAGAACCCCGACAUAAUCGCUAAAAACAUAACAUGUCAUGUGGCUUCGAUACUGGGAAAAACAGGACAGUGUGUAAAUGUUCAUAAAUCUA